UUAUCGUAUGCGGCUGUGAGUUCCAAAUAUUGCUGAAAAGUACCGCAUUACGGUUCAAAUAGAAAUAAAGCUUUCACUAUGUUAGAAAUAAAGGAUUGUAUUCAUGGUCCGGAAAGAAUAAUUUUGAAUUAAAAAGAAACUUAAUAUCGAUUACUAAUAAAGUAAUUUCAGUAAUUUUUUUUUUAAAUUAAGAAAUAAAAUAUGGUUUUCGAAUCACUUGUAGCAAGUCUUUUAAACAAACUUCUUGGAGAUUAUGUUGAAAAUUUUGACAGUUCUCAGUUGAAAUUAGGCAUUUGGGGCGGAGAUGUUACUUUAAAGCAUCUUGAUGUAAAAGAAAGUGCAUUAGAUGAUUUAGAUCUUCCAAUUAAAGUUGUAUCAGGACAUUUAGGGAAAUUAAUUCUCAAGAUUCCUUAUAAAAACAUUUAUACAGCUCCAACAAUAGCUACUAUUGAAGGAUUGUUUGUUGUGGUUAUUCCAAAUACUGGUAUAAAAUAUGACGCUGAGAAAGAAGCUAAAGCUGCUGAAGCAGCCAAGAAAGCCGAGUUACAGAAGCUGGAAGAAGCAAAAUCUAAAUUAAGUGAAAAGGGGGAUGGAAAAGAUGACAAAAAAGAUACAUUUACUGAAAAGCUUAUCACUCAAAUCAUUAAGAAUCUACAAGUUAAAAUUAAAGACAUUCAUUUAAGGUAUGAAGACAGUUUUUCAGAUCCAAAAUAUCCAUUUAGUUUGGGUUUUACUCUUCACAAUUUAUCAUUUGAAACUACUGAUGAAAAAUGGAUUCCAGCUAUCAUUCAAGAAAAUGUCAGUAUCAUACAUAAGUUGGUUGUUUUGGAUAGUUUAUCCGUGUACUGGAAUAGUAGAUCUGAAUUAUUUCAUAAACUCAGUGCAGAUGAUCGAGAGGUAGCUAUGGAAAAGAUUAUAGCCACAUCUACUUUUAUCCCAGAUAAUGUUAACUACAUGUUGGGACCUAUUAAUUCUAAGGCACAAUUAAGAUUGAAUUCAAAACCUGAAGGAGAUGGUUCAGGAUUCAAAAUCCCUAAAGUCUGGUUGAAUGUUGUUAUGGAAGAAAUAGCUGUUGGUCUAUCAAGGUUGCAGUAUCAAGAUUUGAUUAAAUUACUGGAGUCUCUAGAUCGUAUGACUAUAGCCUCAUUGUACAGGAAAUACAGACCUGAUGUACCAAAAGCUGGUCAUGCUAAAGAAUGGUGGAAAUUUGCAUUGGAUGCUGUUCUGGAAGAAGACAUACGCCGAAAGAGAAGGAACUGGUCAUGGGAUCGUAUGAAGCAUCACUUAGAUUCUUGUAAAAAAUAUAAAGAAUUAUAUGUUUUAAAGCUUCAAGGGAAGAAAUUCACUGUUGAAAUGACAAAUCAAUUAAAUGGUUAUGAAAGAGAUCUGGAUUUAUUUAACAUCACAAUUAUGAGAAAGCAGGCAGAAUUGGAAGCACAAACAAAGCAUCACAAGAAAAAGAAAAGACUAAAGGUUUCGAGGUCUUCUAAAAAGGAAGUAAAACCGAGUUGGGGUGGUUGGUUUGGAAGCUUCUUUGCCAAAGAUAAUCUUCAAGAAAAUGCUGAGGAUGAAAGCACAGGAAAGAAAAUUGCAAAGCAAAUUGAAGAAGCCAUGACAUCUGAAGAGAAGCAGAAAUUAUAUGAAGCAAUAGGUUAUGAGGAGCAACCUGUUGUUACAGAGUAUCCAAAAGAGUUUGUUGAAAACAAAUUAUUAUUUCUUCUUCAUAAUUUAACUGUUACUCUUUCUGAUGAUACAAAAAGCGAACCUCAAGUAUUAAAGGUGAAUCUUAAAGAAGUUUCUGCAUCUGUGGAACAACGACCAGCUGCUCAAGCAAUGAGUUUUGAUGCCAAGAUUGAAAGUUUUAUCGUAAAAGGAGUACCAUUAGGCAAAACAGUACCCACAAUUGUUACAUCUCGGCAGUUUGCUGGAACAAAUCAACCUUUGCUCAACAUAUGGUUUGAAACUAAUCCCCUUGAUGAAUCUUGUGAUCAGCGACUUCAUCUUUAUGCUCAACCAUUGGAAAUUAUAUAUGAUGCAAUUACUGUUAAUAAUCUGGUAGAAGUUUUUAAGCCUCCUGAAAAAGCUGCUCUGCGACAACUUCAGGCCACUGCAAUGUUAAAGCUGGAGGAUCUGAAAGAGAUGUCAGCUUUUGGUUUACAAUAUGCUAUUGAACAGCAUAAAUAUCUUGAUCUGAAGGUGGAUACCCAGCCUCUCUUUAUUGUAGUUCCAGAGAAAGGUGUUUUAGAAGAGAAUUCAUCUUUAAUCAUUAUUAGCCUUGGUAAUUUCAAAAUAAACAGUCAUAAAAGGGAUCCCACAUCUCCGAGUGUCAGAAGUCUUGUUAAAGCUGGAAGCACCGAGGAGGAGGUGUUAUCUACCAUGAUAGACAAAGCUUAUGAUAAAUUUGAUAUAUCUAUUAGAAAUAUUGAAAUACUUCUGACAGAUUCAGGUGAUGACUGGAAAGAAUACAUUGGGAAAUUAGAUGAUCCUCAUCAUUUAUUGUAUCCCUUGACAAUUAGUGUAGACUUUCAUCAGUCAAUAGUCACAAUUGAUCCUAGAAUGCCCAAGAUGAAAGUUGUUGGAGUUCUUCCUUUAUUGGAAAUUUCAAUUUCUGACACUCAGAUGUUUAAGUUAGUGAAAAUUGGAACAAGCAUUCCAUUACCUGAAAGUGAACCAUCAACAGAAACAGUUUCUGACCCAACCGUGUCAUCUGCAGCAGCUGCUGCUGAUUUAGUAAAUGUGAAAGUGGUACGAGAUAUGAAAAAAGAAGCUGUGAAAACUAUAAAAACUGUUUCAUCAGAAUCUGAAGAUGAAGACAUUGUUGAUCAGACAAAAACAGUACCUGUUCAAAGUACAGACUUGGAUCUGAAGUUUGAAAUACAUGAAUUUUCAUUUGGCAUAUCUCGAUCAACAGAAGAACAAGAUAUUAAUCUUUUAAAAUUGGCUUUUCAUAACUUUGGAGCUGGUUUGAUAAUGAGAACUUUUGAUAUGACAGCAGAUAUUUAUUUGGGAGGAAUUGUUCUUCAUAACUCAGAAUUUUCUACUCCAAAAGGAGAACCUUUAAAGAUGAUUUCAUCAGUUGCAAACAAUUCUGAUGAACCUUUAUUUUCAUUGAGUUACUUAUCUAUAAAUAAAAAAGCUCCAGACUUUGAAACAUUGUAUGAAUCCACUUUACAAACCAUUUCUGCAAAGUUUAGAGCUAUAGAUUUUAUUCUUCACCAAGAAGCAAUUUUAAGCAUGAUGGAUUUUGCAAAUUCUAUUUUAUCUAAUGUACAACCAAUAUCUGAUAAGCCUGCUUCAAUAGAAGUUCCAAAUGAACAGAAUUUAGUAAAAAAGAGGACAUCUAGUGAAGAAAAAUCUUCACAAAAAUCAUCAGCCUCAAAGAAGAAAGUUAUUUCGCAAAUAAUUGAUUUGAAGUUGAAUGCUGCAUUAGAAUCGAUACGAGUUGUUGUUUGUAAUAAAAUGUAUGAUUUGACAGACAUAAGAAUAAAAGGAAUGAAUGCUUCUGUUACGAUGCAAAAAUCAAAAACUUGUGUUUCUGCUUCUCUUAAAGAUGUAAUUGUCUCAGAUCCCUCUGAAGGAGCUUUGUAUCCCCAGAUUAUAACAACUGUAGCUGGGGAAGUGCUGGAUGUAAAAUUUACUAUGUUUAACAAUGCUACUGAGGAUGAAAAUUAUUUUGAUAUGUCUGCAGUGGAUAUGAGUGUUUCUGUUAGUUUUGGCAGGAUGAAAAUAAUAUUUUUGAACAAGUUUGUUUCCUCCUUGUUGCUCUUCUUGGACCAUUUUCAAGCUGCAAAAGAUAAAGUUGCAGAAGCAAGUGCAGCUGCAGCUGAAAUUGCCAAGCAAAAUAUGGAAGAAGUCUAUGAAAAAUCAGUACGGAUAUUGCUGAAUAUUAUUAUUGAAGCUCCUGUGAUCAUUACUCCCCAAAACUCACUAUCAACUAAUGCUAUAGUUGCUGAUCUUGGAGUUUUAAAGAUACUGAAUAAAUUUACUCUUGGUGAAAAAAGGAAUGAAUUAGGCAUGCCAGCAAUAUUUGAGAAAAUGAAUCUGCAUUUGACAAAUCUUCAGCUUUUCAGAGCCAUUGUGAAACCAGAUACUGGAAAUAUUACUGCAGAAUGUUUAAUGUUAGAACCUGUGAGUUUCAUCCUGAACAUUAUUCGAAAUCAUUCAUUUGGUUGGCAUACUGAGCAGCCAGAAAUGCAUAUAUCUGGUGAACUUCUUGCUGUUAAAGUUACUUUGAGCCAAGAUGAUUAUAACACAGUUAUGAGUGUACUUAGUGAAAAUUUAGCAGAAACUGGAGUUGAGAAGCAGUCUACUACUGUAGCAGUACUGUCCGAACAUUCUGACAACAAACCACAUACAACAUCAGUUACACGUUCAAGUGAGAAGAGUGUUGCUACUUCUGAUAUUCUUGUUGCAAAAGUUCACCCUAGAUUUAAAUUCGAUUUUGUUCUGCAAAGUGUUUUAAUUACUCUCUGCUAUGGUGAAACACCUUUGACUGUUGGGAUCUGUGAAAGAAAAGAAUCUUGCUCCAUGGCAGAAGUCGAGGUAAAAAUUUUAGAAGCACAUGCUGAAAUGAUGACGGAUUCGUCUAUGUUAGCCCAAGUAUUUUUAAAUGAUGUUCGACUAGAUGAUACAAGGAAAACACGAAAGUCUGGUAUUACAAGAUUGAUGCAGCGAUCAACUUUAGACGAAUCGGGUAAUAUGAUUCACAUAGAAUUUAAUCAAAAUUCUUUAGGAGAUAAAAGAAUUCAAGCAACUGUAUCAAGUUUUUCAUUAGUGUUUUGUUUAGACUACAUCAUGAUGCUUCAAGAAUUUUUUGCUGGCUCUUCAUCAAAACCUUCAGAUACAGCAGAAAAUUCCAAACAGGCAGUCCCCACAACAUCACACUCAGUAUCUGAUGAUAGCCUUAGUCAAACAAGUGGUGCUACUGUGAUAUUUUUAAAAGUACAAAAGCCUGAUAUUGUGCUUGUUGAAAAUAUAGAAGAUGGGGAUUCAAAUGCUAUCUUCCUCAAUAAUGAAGUUGAUUUAAGAGUGACUAUGUCUGGCUCUUCCCAAGCAAUAACAGGUUCAAUAAAAAAUUUGACAUUUUAUACUGCAUGCUUCAAUUGUGAUAAAAGGCAUGAAACUUCUGCUAAGAUCUUGAGUCCUUGUGAUAUAGACAUCCAGUGUAAUUUUAGAGAACAUUCUCAGCAUAUGGAUAUUAUGUUUAGAGAUCUUAUUUUACAUAUUUCUCCUGGCACUGUUCAUCUUCUGACAAACAUUUUGUCAUCUAUAGUAUCUGAACCAGUAGUGGAAGAAAGUGAAGUAAAGAAAGAAAAAGAAGACUAUAGUGAUUUAUGGAAUGAAAAGUCUCUAACUGACAGCAAAUAUUGGUUUUUAGAAACAGUUACUGGCGAAGAUGCACUUGUUGAAGAGAAAGAAGAAUCUCUUGGUACACCUGCCCCUAUCAUCCAUCAACAGAUGCUCUUUACUAUGAGAAAAGUUGUCAUAACAAUAGAAGCUGGUGUGGGUACACGCACUGUUCCUAUGCUGCUCAUGGAAUCAUCUUUUCAAGCUGAUAUUCGUGAUUGGGCAAGCAAUAUAUAUAUUGGAAGUUCAUUCAGCCUUGAAAUGUCAUAUUACAAUGAGAAAAUUGCUGUUUGGGAACCCUUAAUUGAACCAAUUGAAACAUCCAAAGGCCAUCGCUCAUGGGAAUUAAUGAUGGAGAUAUCAAAAGGACAUGAUGCAUUAGAAUUAAGUACUGAAGAGGAGGAAUCUGAAGAAGUAGUUUUUGAACCUCCUCAAAUGUCAAUUCAGAUUGUUGCCCAAGAUGUUCUUGAAAUGACUGUUAGUAAAGCUUGCUUGGAUGUUCUGACAAAUCUAGGACAGGCAUUUCAAGAAGCAGUUAAUAAAGCUGUGGGAAAGAAACCACCUGAACCAUAUUCCCCUUUUCAUGUUAAUAACUAUCUAGGUAUCCCUAUCAACAUUAUCCUGAGUAAUGGAAUUUUUCAGAUUCUUGAUGAAAGCAAAGAUUACAGCUGUGUGAAACUGGAGUCAGGAUGCCCGCCUUUACAUUUAACAUAUACUUCUAGUAGUACUACUGCUUAUAACCGUUUAUCAGUUUUAAAGAAACAAGAUGCUAAAGAUGAAACCUUCUUUAAUAUAAUGAUAAAUGAAGAAGAUAUGACUGUUGAAAGAAGAAUAUCUGUUGCUUGCACGGAUAAACGUUUCUUUCAACUGCCUCGAAUUACUUAUCCUGGAAAUAGAUGGGGAUUUGUUAUUUCUAUACUAUCACUUUAUGGGUCCAAAUUUAUAACAUUUCAUUCAAUUCUACAAGUUCAUAAUCAUUUUUCUGUACCUAUUGAUAUUUACUUCAUGAAGCCAUCUCUGAAUGAACUAGAAUGGUGCUGCUGUGCUGAUCCAAAUAAAACAGAAUAUAUUCCUUUACAUGCAGUUUAUACAUCUACUAGUGAACUAUUUUUUAAGCCAAAACACCUUGAUUCUUCAUACACUCUCUCUUUGCCACCUUUUGUGUGGAGAGAUUUAACAGAUGAUCCAUCCACACAAAAAAUUGUUCAUUGUAAGGAUAAGAAAGGUCCUGGAAAGCCCUUUUAUAUGAGUGUUGCAGGAGAGGCUGAACGUAUCUAUUAUGAAGAAACAAAUCGUAAAACAAUGGCUAGCUCACUUUACAAGUUAAAUAUAACUCCUACUGUUGUAUUAAGAAAUCUUCUUCUCUAUCCAAUUAAUUAUUCCAUGCAGGGGGUUAAUGAAGAUUAUAAGCUGGCUGAGGGAGAAAGUAGUGAUUUAUGGGCUGUGGAUUUAGAUAAAAUUGGACUAGAAAUCAGACUGAACAAUUAUUUGGAUAGGAAUUGGUCUUGUUUUAAAGUAUUAAAGAAAGAAAUGGAUGAAUUAAGCAUUUGGCCAUUUGAAUCUCCAUCUAGUGAUAAAACACUGUAUUUGGAGUUAGGAAUGCAUGUGCAAAAAAUUAAAGGCUCAUGUGUUAUGCAGUUGUAUGCUCCAUUUUGUAUGAUUAAUAAAACUGGUAUGCUGUUGACAUACAGGCGCUCAAAGAAGGGGUUCGAGAAAUUUGAGGGAAAGAAUCGCAAGCUGUCCAAUUGGUCAGAUACUGAAGAUUCUGGAUCUUCUACUCAAUCCUUGGCUUCUGGUGAAGAUGAUAACAUCAUAUACCAUCCACCUGAAAUUAAUCCAGUUUUAUUUUCGUUUAAAGCUAAAGCUUUUUUUGCUAAGAAAAAGGCUUCCUUAAAGAUUGGAGAUUCUGAAUGGUCAGAUAAAUUUUCAUUAGAUGCUGUGGGUAGUUCUGGAACAGUGGUGGCUAAGACUAAAGACGGUCGUACAUAUGGAAUAGGAGUGCAAAUAAAACUUAGUCAAGCUGGAUUGACAAAGAUGAUUAUUUUUACACCUUAUUAUCUUCUUGUGAAUAAUUGUGAUAAAGAAAUAGAAGUUAUGGAAAUAAAUUCUUCAGAGGAAUGGAUAAAAAUACCUAGUAAUGAGGGGUUAUCAGCAGACUCUUCAACUGAAACAGCAGAGAAUUGCAGUCGAUUUUGGCCAAAAGAUACAAAUAAAGCUCAGAUGGUUGCCCGAUAUGUUGGUGAAUCUCAGCAAACUUUGCCUUUCUCAUUUAAAGAAGUGCAUCGUACUCUCAUGAGUCUCAAGACCAAAGAUGGUGGAAUAAUGGUAGAUUGCCAGAUUGCUCAGUCGUCUGUCAUAAUUACAUUUGAAGAUUAUGUUACUGGACAUUCUGCUGCCCUCUUAGUUAACAACUUGGAAAACACCCCUUUAAGUUUUCAUCAAAGUAAUGUAUGUGAUGAAAUUAAACUUGCUCCUGGAUCAUGUAUUUUGUAUGCUUGGCAAAGUCCUCUUGAAAAGCGAUUGCUAUGUUGGCAGUGUGAAGAGACCUCUGGUGAACAUGAUUUAGUGAAGGAUGGAAUUGGAGAAGCUACUCUCAAAGAGAAUUUAAAAGUCUAUUGGGUGUCAUUUUUAGAUGGUAUGCAGAGAGUUUUAAUGUUCACUGAUGACCUUGCUCUUGCUACUGCUGCUCUAGAAGCUGGAGAGUUGGAAUGCAUAGAACAAGAAAUUACUGUUUCACUUCAAGGGGUUGGAAUAUCUUUGGUAAACAAUGAUACAAAGGCUGAAAUAAUGUACAUGGGUAUGACAAGUACUGGUGUAAUAUGGGAAGGUAGAAAAAAGAAAAGCAAGCGUUACAAACCUUUAAGUGUAAAAGAAGUAGAAAUUAUUGAAAUUGCCUAUCAAAGAUAUCACAAUGAAGUAAAAGUUGGCAAGAGAACAAAGCCAAUUGUUCAACUUGAAGGUAGAUUGGAGAUUGAUUUUGAGAAUAUGAUUAUGCUGAAGCCUCUAGUUAGAUGUCUUCGAAGAACAUAUGUUUAUGGUCUUUGGCUGCAGUACAAAACAUCUCCCCAUCAACUUCAAAUCCAUGCACGUAUAAAUAGGCUUCAGAUUGAUAAUCAGUUGAUGGACUGUGUUUUCCCAGUAGUUUUCGCUCCAGUAGCUCCUCCUAAGUCGGUUGCGGCAGAAACAGAGCCCAAGCCUUUUACUGAAUUGAGUGUAAUGCUUCGUAAAGCAGAACACAGUGCUGUUCCUCAAUUUAAGUAUUGCAAGAUAUUGAUACAAGAGUUUCAUAUUAAAUUAGAUCAAGGUUUCAUAAAUUCUAUUCUUCUGUUUUUUACUGCUGAUGAAGCCUCAGAAAUUGAUCAUGUCAAAAUAUUAGCUAUUGAUAAAGCAUCAGCUUUGUCUUCUUUAAAAGACGUUGCUGCUGUGUAUUCAUCUCAGGAGAAACAACUCUACUUUGAUAAUCUGCAUUUUUCACCUUUAAAGGUACAUAUAAGUUUCUCUAUGACUGGUGGCAGUUCUGAAUCCAACAAGCCCACUUCUAUUCAUUCUGACUUUUUGAAUUUGCUUUUACAAAGUGUUGGUGUUACUCUUACAGAAAUUCAAGAUGUUAUUUUUAAAUUAGAUUAUUUUGAAAGAAGAUAUGUUUUCAUGUCACAAAACCAAUUGGUAUCUGAAGCUACUUCACAUUAUGUUAGCCAGGCUGUUAAGCAACUUUACAUGUUGGUGCUUGGUUUAGAUGUCAUUGGUAAUCCAGUAGGUCUUCUUCUUGGAUUAGGAGAAGGUGUCACUGAUUUAUUUUAUGAACCAUUUCAAGGUGCCAUUCAAGGGCCUGAAGAAUUUGCUGAAGGACUUGCUUUGGGGGUGAAAUCAUUGUUUGGCCAUGCGAUUGGUGGAGCAGCAGGGGCAGCAUCUCGAAUUACAGGCACAUUGGGUAAAGGUAUUGCUGCUUUAACAAUGGAUAAAGAUUAUCAGAAGAAGCGACGACAAAACAUCAGUCGAAGGCCACAAGAUUUUGCUCACGGUAUUGCUGAAAGUGGAAAAGGUUUAUUUAUGGGUGUGUUUGAUGGUGUUACUGGAAUUGUUACCAAACCUAUUGAAGGAGCUCGAGAGGGUGGAGUUGGUGGUUUCUUUAAAGGUGUUGGCAAAGGUUUGAUUGGAUUUGUAGUACGGCCUACUGCAGGUGUUGUGGAUUUUGCCAGUGGUUCAUUAGAUGCUGUUAAAAGGGCUACUCAAGUUUCAGAUGAAGUUAAACGUCUUCGUGUACCUCGUUUCAUAAAACCUGAUGGCAUUAUUCGCGCAUAUGUAAGAAGGGAAGCUGAAGGAAAUAAGCUUUUGCAGGAAGUAGAAAAAGGAAAAUAUUCAAACACAGAUGUAUACCUCGCACAUGUGGCAGUUGGAGAUGAAAAAUUGUUUCUUUUGGUGACAAAUAACCGAGUUAUGUAUAUUGAGAAGGGUGAAAUAUUUGGUCAGUGGAAUACAGUAUGGGAAUAUCGCUUUGAAGAGUUGAAAGAACCUCCUACAGCUACAGAAAAAGGAUUAAGAAUUAUGCUGCAGACUCCCCACCGCAAAGGUAUGUUUAGUAAAUCUGUAGCAGGGAAACUUGUCCAUAUAACAGAUAUAGAGGUUUGCAAGUGGGUUGCUGAUAAAAUAACGGAUGCUAUGAAGAAAUAGAAGUAUCAAAAGCACCAACCAUAUAAAGUUUUGCUUGAUAACAGAAAAUUAAAGAAUGGAGGAGCUGUUUAUGAAGUGGAGAAAGGGUUUGUGUGUUAUCUCCAAGGAAAUGAGUUACUUUUGAUGAAGUUCCUGCCAUCUUGUUCAUAAUUGCUUACAACUUCAAAUUUGAGCUUCUGUUAGGACAAGCUAAUAAUGAAUCAUUUUAUAUUCUUUAAAAUUUAAACCAGUGUUUGCUCUGAUCAACAUGUUUCUUUCAAACAUACUUUUACUUUUGCAGUUUGACUUCAUGGACAAAUUACUGUUUUCAUUUAUAUCUAGUAAAACAUUUUAAAAAUGUUUUAUUUCAUUUUCAUUUAUUAAAUAAUUUUCUUUACUAAUUUAAGAUUUUGUUUAUAUGUAUCUGUCAAUUUAAUAUGGCAUUUUUGGUGCAUUCAUUUAAAGUUGCUCUAAAUCUAGUCCUUUUUAAAUCAGUAUUUCAAUAUUCUUGUGUUUUAUUUUUUAAAAAGUGUGAUAUAUUGAGUACUUAAAGUAUUUGUUUCAAUUGAUGUUAAUUUUGUGUAUUUCAGUCGAGUGAUAUAACUAUGUUAAAUGUAAAUAUAAAAUGUUCUUCUCUUAUCUGUGUAUUUGCGAGAAAAAAAAUAUAAUAUUGGAUUGAAUGUGCCAUAAUGUCAUUUAUUUCCAUGUUGGUGUGUUUUCAUGUUCUUUCAAUUUGUCUCAUUUUUUUUCCCCUGUUUGUUUUAUAAUGGUGUUGUGGUGAUUUUACUGUUUUAUGGCUUGCAUAUGUCUGCACAAAUAUUUUAGCUGGAUGUUUGUAUGGACUCGGGGUGUGCUACUAUAUUUUAUAAUCGUGCAUAGGAAUUUUUGGAAACUGCCUUUGAUGCUGUAGUAAUGCAGAGAUUAUAAUCAUCUUGUUUUUUACAAAAGACUUUUUAAAUAUUGCCAUUCCUUGUUUCUGCUUAAAUAAAAAAGUUUCUGAUUUGUUAAUUAUUAUAUAAAUGCAUUUUGAUAUACUUAAUUUGAAGAAAUGGUAUAUCUUCAGUGCAACUGUUUAUACUAAUACUUAAAAGCCUCAGAAAUAGAUUUUUGUUCAUUUGUUAUUCUGUGAUAAAAUUUUUCAUAUGUUAUCAGUUGCUUUAUAUACUGAUUUUUUUAUGACUUUGUAUCAUAUUUAAUCUGUUAUAAUUCAAUUGUAUAUAUUAUGUUUUUGUUACACAUGAUUGCAUGUUAUACGUAUAAAUUUUUAUUUAUGAAAGUUAACUUUUUAUCUAAGGAUCCUUCUAAUCUAUUUCCAGAUAUUAAUUUCCAAAAAGUGAAAUUUAAGGAAUAUAGGGAAUGUAAAAAUGGGUUAUAUUUUAAUCCAGUACUGCUUCCUUUCUCCUUAAAUUAUUUAUUUACAAAUUUAUACACCUUUCUCACAUGAAAAUAAAAAAGAAUGAACCAUAAAUUGAUUCAUCACAUGUUGAACUAUAGUAGAUAUUUAUAAUUGUAUUGUUAAAAUUGUAUUAUUUUGGUAUAAAGGGUCCAAUUUUAUAUUUUUGCUAUAGUCUACUAGAUAACAUGCAGUUGCUCAGAAAUAUGAAAAUUGUAUCUUUUUGUGUAAAACUCAUUCAUGUUAUCCAUCAUGGAUAAAUGAACUGCACUUGAUAAUUCAUAGUAUUUUUAUACUCUGCCUCAGCGGUAAAAUUCUUUCCUCAAAUUAGAUGAUUUUAGAAUGUCGCAAAGAUCUUAUUCAUUUAAUAAAAUAAUUAUGGUACAAAGGUGUCAUUAAAAUAAGUGUUCAAAUACUGUGUGAUAGAUGUUUGUUUCAUCCUAAUGAAGCAAUAUGGUUGAAAAAACUAUUGUAGAUGCUUUUGUCUUUGUUUGUAACAGUGGAUUGUAAUAUUUUCUUGCAAGAGAUUUAUUUUUUGCUUUCAGUAGUUGAAGAUGUGAUGAGCUUUUGAAAUAAAAUAAAUUAAGUUUU
This is a messenger RNA of Argiope bruennichi, 11980 nucleotides long. It is a transcript of the gene Vps13, whose product is annotated as intermembrane lipid transfer protein Vps13-like. The record is from RefSeq and is a predicted model, not a curated record. NCBI's taxonomy places the organism in Eukaryota, Metazoa, Arthropoda, Arachnida, Araneae, Araneidae. Gene Ontology annotation, biological process: protein targeting to vacuole; protein retention in Golgi apparatus. Gene Ontology annotation, cellular component: extrinsic component of membrane. The coding region runs from base 202 to 10017 and encodes 3271 amino acids. The transcript has 83 exons.